Helianthus annuus (common sunflower) is the source of this 2130-nucleotide messenger RNA. RefSeq names its product glutathione gamma-glutamylcysteinyltransferase 1. The coding region runs from base 240 to 2003 and encodes 587 amino acids. The record is from RefSeq and is a predicted model, not a curated record. The transcript has 9 exons. Lineage: Eukaryota; Viridiplantae; Streptophyta; Magnoliopsida; Asterales; Asteraceae. Gene Ontology annotation, molecular function: glutathione gamma-glutamylcysteinyltransferase activity; metal ion binding. Gene Ontology annotation, biological process: phytochelatin biosynthetic process; response to metal ion; cellular detoxification of cadmium ion.
AAGUAUAACGUAAUUAACAUUUAUGUCGAAUUGUGCACCCAAUCCUGUCAGAUCCAUAUAUUCACCCCAACCCUCACCUUUUUAUACAAGAAAGAAUCCGGUUUCGUGUUUUCAACGCUGCAUAUUACUAUUACUUACUACUAUUCAAUAAUAUUCAUUCCUUUUGAAACCCAUUAGCUUCAGCGGGUCUUCCUGUUCCAUCGAACCCUAGAAACCCACUCUCAUCAAAUUCAAUAACAAUGGCGAUGCCAAGUAUUUACAGAAGAGUUCUUCCUUCUCCUCCUGCCAUUGAUUUCGCUUCUUCUGAAGGAAAGCAAUUGUUCAUGGAAGCCACUCAAGGUGGGACCAUGGAAGGCUUCUUUAAGUUAAUCUCGUACUUUCAGACACAAUCUGAACCUGCUUACUGUGGAUUAGCUACCCUUGCCAUGGUCUUGAACGCGCUUUCCAUUGAUCCUGGUAGAAAAUGGAAAGGUCCCUGGAGGUGGUUUGAUGAAUCUAUGCUGGAUUGUUGCGAGCCGUUAGAAAAGGUUAAAGCCAAAGGCAUUUCUUUUGGGAAAGUUGUGUGUUUGGCUCAUUGUGCUGGAGCAAAGGUUGAAGCUUUUCGCACAAAUCAAACCAGUAUUGACGAUUUUAGAAAGCAUGUUAUUGCCUGCUCUACUUCUGAUGAUCGUCAUGUAAUCUCAUCGUAUAACAGAGCCACUUUUAAACAGACGGGUACGGGUCACUUUUCGCCUAUUGGUGGGUACCAUGCCGGAAGGGAUAUGGCCUUAAUUUUAGAUGUUGCACGUUUUAAAUAUCCUCCUCAUUGGGUGCCGCUUAAAUUACUUUGGGAAGCUAUGGAUACCGUUGAUGACGCCAGUGGAUUUCGCAGAGGUUUCAUGCUAAUAUCCAGACUUCAACGGCCACCAGCAUUACUCUAUACCCUGAGUUGUAAGCACGAGAGUUGGGCUAAUAUCGCAAAGUACUUGAUGGAAGAUGUUCCCGUAUUGUUGAGUUCUAAGAACGUGAAAGAUGUGAAGGAUGUUCUUUCCAUUGUUUUCAAUUCUCUUCCUUCAAAGUUUCUCGAAUUUAUUAAGUGGGUUGCGGAAGUUAGAAGAACCGAAGAAGGCGGUCAAAGUUUAAGUCCAGAAGAGCAAGAAAGGCUUUCUAUCAAGGGGGGGAUAUUGAAACAAGUUCAGGGCACUCAAUUAUACAAGCACGUCACCGAUUUUCUCUUCACCGAGAAAUCAGGUUGCGGGGGCUCACAGUGUUUGGGUAAAGAAACCAGUUUGACCGAUAUUGCAGCUAGUGUGUGUUGUCAAGGAGCAGGGGUUCUGGAAGGAAACACUGAAUCCUCUAACGGGUUUUGUUGCGGGGAAACACGUGUACAUUGCAUAAAGUCCAACGGAGACAUGCCACCUGUUACAGUAGUGUCUGGGACCGUGACAAACGGCGUUGUUGAACAACACGUGGAUAUGCUGGUUCCUUCAUCUCCGAAAAAUUUAAAUUCGUCCAGCCCAGAAGUAACUAAUUGCAUCGGAAUGCAUCCAGCUAGCAAUGAUGUUCUUACCGCACUUUUACUGGCUUUACCGUUACAAACGUGGUCUGGUAUCAAAGAUGAUACCCUGUUGCAGGAGAUUAAUACGCUUGUUUCUAUGGAUAACCUUCCCGAUUUGCUUCAAGAAGAGAUUAUGCACUUGCGUGGACAGAUGAACGUUCUCAAGAGAUGCAAUGACGAUGAGGUCAAUCAUCAAGAAACAAGACAUGUUUUCAGGAGAUCAGAUCCGGUUAGUAACAAGUCAACUUUGUUCCUACACGGGUCAAACUUGCAUAAUCAAGGUUUGUCAUCACUAGGACAACAACAACGAGCCCAUGAUUGCUGUAGCAGAUUUUUUGAGAGAUUUGAAAGGCCAGAUCGGCUUUCGGGUGGGAUCAAGCGCGUUAUUACAUGGCCUAAACCAAUUGCUUAUACACCAAACAUGGGUUCAAGGUCUAUAUUUUCUCUUAAUUAUUUAUCUCGUUAAGGGUAUUAUAGGUGUUAUUGUUACUAGGCUAUGAUUGUAGGUAAUUUGUGCAACAAGUAAGUUCACAUUACUAUUUUAAUUUGUUUUCCAGAAGUAAAUAGAAUACAUAAAAGUAAAUUUUGCAAUC